Messenger RNA from Rubroshorea leprosula, 3032 nucleotides. The record is from the annotation of a GenBank genome assembly. Lineage: Eukaryota; Viridiplantae; Streptophyta; Magnoliopsida; Malvales; Dipterocarpaceae.
CUUUUUAUUUCAUUCAGGAAGUUCCUUUAUGGAUUUCAUGAAAGAUAGAUUUUUUGGAAGUGUGAUUGACUAUGUAGAUUGUCACAGAAACUUCCGAAAUGAUGUGGAUGAUCUAAAAAAAACAGUGGUAGAUCUAAAACGCAGAAGAAAUGAUAAAGUAGCAGAGCUGCUAACAGUGGAUGACUCGGAAAAAGAAGUUAAAGAAGAAGUGCAGGGAUGGCUUGCAGAUGCGAGGACUGUCAUUGAAAUUGAAAUGCCAGAUAUUGAAGAAGAGGUUCAAAAUGUUCCAUACUUGUCACGGGGUAGCCUUGGAAGACGUGUUCGUCAAAAGAUUCAACAAGUGAGGGAAAUUUAUGAUCGAGGCAAUUUCCUUGAAGGUCUUGUAAUUGAAAGGCCUCCACCUAUUGGAACCAGUUUGUUAGUAGAGAAUUUGGAGGGAGAAGUUGAUGUGAAGGAAAAAAUUUGGGGAUAUUUGCGGGGUCAUGAGGUUGGAAUGAUCGGACUUUGUGGAAUCGGAGGAGUUGGAAAAACCACAAUUAUGAUGCACAUAAAUAAUGAGUUAUUGAAAGAACCUAUUGGCUUUGAUAAGGUCAUUUGGGUAACAGUAUCACAUCCACUCAGUGUUGCAAAAUUACAACAUGACAUUGCUAGGGAACUGGGAAAAUGCCAUUUAGAGAGUGAGGAUGAGCUAAAGUUGGCACCAAAAUUGAUGAAUGUUAUGCAAAGAAUGAAAUUCAUAUUGAUUUUGGAUGAUGUUUGGGAUAAGUUCACUCUCCAAAGAGUUGGAAUCCCAAAACCAACAAGUAGAAAUGGGUGCAAGAUAGUUAUUACUAGUAGAUCGAUUGACAUAUGCAAUUACUUGGGUUGUCAGAUAAUUAAAGUGCCACCUCUUUCAAAAGAAGAGUCUUUCAAUUUGUUUUUAGAUAAGGUGGGGCGAGACGUUCUCCAAAUUCCUAAUUUAGAAGAGAUUUUGAAGCUUGUAGUGGGUGAAUGUGCAGGUUUGCCAUUGGCCAUUGUUGUAAUUGCAAGGAGCAUGAGAGAAGUAAAAGAUAUUUGUGAGUGGAGAAAUGCAUUACGUGAAUUACAUCAAUGUGUGGUGGGCACAGUGAAAGAAGACUCUGCAAUUAACAAAGAACGUCUAAUUGAAGAUUGGAUUGGUGGGGGACUAAUUGAAGAAUUAGGGAGUAGACGAGAAAUGCAUGAUAAAGGGCAUGCUAUUUUAAACAGUCUUGAAAACAAUUCUUUGUUGGAGAAAGCCAAUGAGGAGGGAUAUGUUAAGAUGCAUGAUGUUGUAAGGGCCAUGGCUUUGCGCAUCAACAGCAUUGGUCCACUUAGUUGUAUGGUAAAAGCUUCGAUUGGAUUGACAAAGAUGCCAAACGAGGAUAAAUGGACUGAAGAUCUAGAGAAGGUUUCUCUCAUGAAAAACAACAUAUCAUAUAUUCCCUCAAAGAUGUCCCCAAAAUGCCCCAUGCUCUCAACCUUGAUUUUGAAGGGUAAUAAAAGAUUGAGACUACUACCGGAGUGUUUUUUUGCAAAUAUGCCUGUUCUUAAGUUUCUUGAUCUUUCUUCCACUGGUGUAAAGCAUCUACCUGAUUCCAUAAGUGGCUUGGAAAAUCUUACUGCAUUGAUCCUCCGUGAAUGUAGAAAUUUAGAAUGGAUACCUUCCUUGGCAAAGCUUAAGGCACUGAACAAGCUAGAUCUCUACGAUGCAGGCCUUCUUGUAGUCCCUAAAGGCAUUAAAAUGUUGGUAAAUCUUCACUAUCUUGAUUUAUCUUGCCCACGCCUAGAGGAGCUACCCAAAGGAAUCAUCAGUAACCUCUCUCGCCUCCAAUACCUGCGCAGAGAAUCUAGAGAUUGGAGUUCAACCGAAGAUGCAAUAAGAGGAAAUGAAGUAACGAGACUGAAAAAGUUGGAAACUUUUGAAGGUCGUUUAAAUAGCCUUGAAGACUUCAACAAUUAUGUCAAGUCAAGACAUUUUGAAAGACUCAGUCAUUAUGUGUUUGAAGUGGUAAUGGAACCACGCAAUUAUUUGAUUCUCAGGAAAUUUAACCAAAAUGGUUGUUUCAAAAGGGUGCUCUUAGGACAUUGCAAUAUAGGAGGAGAAGAUAGUUUGGUGCUUCCAGAUGACGUACAGGAUUUAUGGUUUUGGGACUGCAAUAGCGGAAGUGAUAUUUCUGUUUUUCUGAAAAACACAACUCAGUUGCGAAGGUACACUUUGAUGAACUGUGAAGAGAUAGAGUGUGUGGUCUCCUCAUUGUCUUCCUCCACAGCUAUGAAUAGCCUUGAAUCUCUACAUCUUUCUCGCUUGCCCAGCUUGCUUGAUCUUGUGAAAGUGGAAAAUAUUGCUGCAUCACGAGCACCAACAUUCCCUCACAUCUUUUCAACUCUUAAAACAUUUUCUAUAAGCGGUUGCUCAAAAAUGAAGAAUUUGUUUCCAUGUAAGCUUCUGCAGGGCCUCCAAAACCUGGAGAAGAUUAAGGUCAAUGCUUGCAAAGAGAUGGAGGAAAUAAUAGGAUGGGAAGAAGAGGAAGGAAAUCAAACAACUGUUGCAUUCAUUCUUCCGAAGUUGAGGGAAUUGUACUUGGGUAACCUACCAGAAUUGAAGAAAAUUUGCCCCCAAAGCGGGGUAAUGCUUGGUGAUUCUCUCAAUUCCAUUACCAUAUGCAAGUGUCCCAGGUUGAAGAGGAUUCCCCUUUGUCUUGAUGGCAACGGGCAACCAUCUCCUCCUCCUCCUGCUCUUCAAGAAAUCAGAAUAUAUCCAAGAACAUGGUGGGAAUCACUGGAGUGGGACAAUCCUAACGCCAAGAAUGUCCUUCAACCUUUCGUUAAAGAUCAGCGUGUGCCAGGUACUGGGUUAUUCAUUGAGUGUUAGUCUGCUCAGGCUUGAAAUUCAUCAAACAGAUUGAAUACUGUGUUCAAUUUUUAAUGCCCAACCCAGGUAUGUCCUGUUUUAAGGAGCCAAUUUUUUUUCUUUUUUUCUUUUUUGGUUGCUGACUAUUGCAUCCGUAGAACAAUCAAGUGAUUUCUCCCUA